This is a messenger RNA of Camellia sinensis, 657 nucleotides long. The record is from RefSeq and is a predicted model, not a curated record. NCBI's taxonomy places the organism in Eukaryota, Viridiplantae, Streptophyta, Magnoliopsida, Ericales, Theaceae.
AUGGCUUCCAUGCCAUUUUCUUCAUUUCGACUUCCUUCAAAUCUAUCAUUUUUAAUUUUGAAUCUCAAUUCCUUUGUUACUGUCAAACUAGAUAUCAAUAAUUUCAUAGUUUGGAAUAAUCAGUGGCAUAAUAUAUUGCGAGCAACAAGCUUGAUUUCUUACAUUGAUGGAUCCAUUGCUCCACCUUUAGAUUUCAUCAAAGAUGUUGCUGGUAUAGAUGUUCUUAAUCCAAAUCUCAAUCAAUGGCAGAUCAUAGAUGCUCAUCUGUUAAGUUGUGUUACAAACAAGCUUCAUAGUAUUGUCAAAGCUUCAAAUUCAAUGGAAGAUUACCUGUUACAGAUCAAAGCGAUUGCAGAUCAGUUAUCUCUUGCUGGCUCUGCAAUAGAUGAUAAAGAUCUUGUUCUCUUGACUUUUAAUGGACUUCUAUCGGAAUAUAAUGCUUUUAAAACUACAAUUCGUGCUAAAACUAACUCUGUUUCCACGAAAGUUCUGUCAUCUCUUUUGUGUUCAGAGGCCAUUCAUAUUGAAAAUGCUACCAAAGUUUCAUCUGAUCUUCAUGUUGUCUAUGCUACAUCAUCUGUUUCACAACCUCACAUUAAGUCAUCUUCUCAUAAUUCAUCAUCUGGUUCUCGAGGAUAUAAUCGAGGAAAUCAUUGA